AUCACGAAAGCACCAAGCCUCAGAUUGCCACAGCAAGAUCUAACGCAUUUCUCUUCUACAGACCGUCCUUCGAACAUAAUCCGCCAAGAUGGGUAAGGGACAGCCUCGUGGUCUUAACGCCGCGCGCAAGCUCGCGAACACCCGCCGUGAGAACCGUUGGGCCGAUCUUCACUACAAGAAGCGCCUGCUCGGUACAGCCUACAAGUCCUCUCCCUUCGGUGGUGCUUCUCACGCCAAGGGUAUCGUCCUCGAAAAGGUCGGUGUUGAGGCCAAGCAGCCCAACUCCGCUAUUCGCAAGUGUGUCAAGGUCCAGUUGAUCAAGAACGGCAAGAAGGUCGCUGCUUUCGUCCCCAACGACGGUUGUCUUAACUUCAUCGACGAGAACGACGAGGUUCUCCUUGCCGGUUUCGGUCGUAAGGGUAAGGCCAAGGGUGAUAUUCCCGGUGUCCGUUUCAAGGUCGUCAAGGUCUCCGGUGUCUCCCUGCUCGCCCUCUGGAAGGAGAAGAAGGAGAAGCCCCGUUCUUAGAGGAUUGCGCAAACGAACGAUUGCAGCGGGAACGAUGGGAAAGGGCCCAUUCCAUGGAACAUUGGAAGAUUACUACGAUGGGAUCUAUCUUCAGUCUAUGGUCUGGUCUGGAAAUUAUGGUUCAGGACGGAUGACCCUGCAAAUAAAUUGCAGCUACUACGAUUGAUAUACUUAUAAAAGAUGGCGCCAUGAUUUAUUUCUUUGGGAAGGGCCCUAAAAUAUCAAGUCUCAAACU
Messenger RNA from Aspergillus pseudonomiae, 761 nucleotides. It is a transcript of the gene rps23, whose product is annotated as 40S ribosomal protein uS12. Gene Ontology annotation, biological process: translation. The transcript is spliced from 2 exons. Lineage: Eukaryota; Fungi; Ascomycota; Eurotiomycetes; Eurotiales; Aspergillaceae. Gene Ontology annotation, molecular function: structural constituent of ribosome. The record is from RefSeq and is a predicted model, not a curated record. The coding region runs from base 89 to 526 and encodes 145 amino acids. Gene Ontology annotation, cellular component: ribosome; cytosolic small ribosomal subunit.